This is a messenger RNA of Malania oleifera, 2728 nucleotides long. RefSeq lists its product as uncharacterized. The coding region runs from base 348 to 2051 and encodes 567 amino acids. The transcript has 12 exons. Lineage: Eukaryota; Viridiplantae; Streptophyta; Magnoliopsida; Santalales; Ximeniaceae. The record is from RefSeq and is a predicted model, not a curated record.
GAAACAAAAAUAAAAGCAAACCGAAAUGGAGUUCCCCCUCACUCGACACCUCCCCUCACUUCCGUCCUUUUCUCUCCCUACUUCCCUCGCUCUCUCCUUCUCCGGCGAAUGAAACCUCGCAAAACCCUAAACCCCUCUGAUGAAAGCAAAUCGUUCCAGGCCUGCAUCGAGUUCAGUUGAACAAUCUGUUGUUUCCACUGAAUCCUCGCUCCUUCCCUGAGCCAUCCUUGAAAAAUGAUACAUGGCUUCAACAGUUUCUAUUCCCCACAAAACCCUAGUAAUUCCCUUUGCCUGAACCGUCAUUUAGUCAAUACGACCGCACGGACGUUACAGAAUGAUUCGUAUUGAUGGUAGCGAUAAUGAUGCAGCAGCAGCAGCAGACCUCUGCUGUCGUGGCUUCGCAGCCGGGCAAUCCGCCCUCUUCUUCCUCCUUACUUAGAUCCCCUACCUCAACACCCAUCCAAUCGCAGCUACCUUCGCCGCUUUCUCUCGGCCCGGUUGUCCCAGCGUCGACUGCAACAUCGGUUUUGCACCGCCAGCUGCCGGCACCGGUGGCUUCCGAUCAUGUUGUUGGGGCGGUGAUGCCGCUCGCGGCGGCACAUCUCUCAGGCGACCACGCUUGGACGUUGUUAUCGAGAGUUCGUUUUUCGGAUAUUGUGCCAUAUGAUGGGGCUCCAUCCGGCCCCUAUGUCAGGGCGGUGGAGGCGUUGUCGGGGUCACUAAUGAGGCAUAAUGCGGUGGUGAUUGAGCUGGGGAGCGAGGAUGCUGCGCUGAUGCGAUGCGGAUUGGAAUCAGCAAAGUUGUACCUUAGGACUAGGGCUCAUAGUACUGGAAAUGGAGGAAGUUGGGGGAAAGGCAGUCGAGGAGCUUACGUGUAUAGGGCAGGAAGGGCUUUGGAAGACUGGGAGUCAUGUCCUCCAUGCAUCUCCGAUAUAUUCAAGCACAUGGGAAAAGUAGCUCGUGCUGCUCUGUAUGCGAUUGCAAGGCAUCUGCGUUUACGCAGCGACGUGUUUAACCAUUUACUGGAUGAUACCCCGUUGCCUCCUAAUGAGGUAUCCUCAUCCGUGCUCGUUGCAUCCUACUCGCAUCCAUCCUUGCAAAAUGGAAAAGCCGCUAUUGGGGGAGGAAGGCCUUCAAUUGGUAGUGAAGUUGAAAAGGGACUGCUGACACUAAUUUCCUCGGACAGCCCUGGUCUUCAGGUUUGUGAUCCCAAUGGUCGUUGGUACCUAGCCGAUGGUGGGUCAACUCCUGGAGAUCUUUUACUGCUUACAGGCAAGGCACUAAGCCAUGCAACUGCUGGCCUCCGUCCAGCUGCCUCAUAUAGAGCUGCUCCUGAUUAUUUCUCUGGAACUGCUACUGGUGGAAGGACAUCUCUGGCAUUUAGGCUCCUGCCACAGGGCAAUGCUGUAUUAGAUUGUUCCCCAAUUGCAGCAGCCGGGCAUGUCAUUCCCCAGAGCUUUGUACCUAUCUCUGUAAGCCAGUUUAUGGAUGAUCUUUCUGCUGAGGAAGAUGUAUUGUGCAGUCGUCCUGAUGAUACGUAUGUAGCUCGAAAUGGUUUGAAUAGAGAACCAUCUUUAAGAAGUGUUCUUUCAGAUCCGUUAUCUGGUGCAUUCCUUGAAGAUGCUAUGGUUGUUUCAUGUGGACAUUCAUUUGGUGGUUUUAUGCUCAGAAGGGUCAUUGAAACGUCAAGAUGUACCCUCUGCAGUGCAGAAAUUGAGCCUGGGUCUUUGAUCCCUAAUCAUGUUUUAAGAGCUGCGGCUACAGCUGUGAAGCAUGAGGAUGAGCGGAGACUCUUCCACAAUGCAUCCUUACGGAAGCGUCGAAAAGAAGGGGGAGACCCAAAUGAUUCAAUAAGAAGGAUGAACAGGGAAAAUGGAGAUAUUGCAACUGAUGAUGGGCUACAUAGAGGGGUGCAGUAUCCUUUUUCAGUGAAUGAAAAAGUAAUAAUUAAGGGAAACCGAAGGACACCUGAUAAAUUUGUUGGGAAAGAAGCAGUUAUUACAUCUCAAUGUCUCAAUGGCUGUGCUGUGCUCUCUGUUUUGGAAGAAUAAAAUAGGGGAGAAAUUAGAGAAGAGAGGUUGUUCAGAGCUCGUCAAGACUCAACAGAACUUUGUUUUGAAGCACGUCAAGGGAUUGAGAAGUUAAUGCAUAUGUGCAUGGCAGCAUAUCUGUUUUACUUUCAAAGCUCUACGAGAGCUCUUAAGUUGUUGAAUUUCAAAGAAGGACCAGGUGUUGAUUGCACACAAAACUGCAACUUCAGAGCUUUCUGCAAGGCAACAACUUCAAGGAAGUUGAUCGAACACCAUGAGGAGGUUGAUUUCUGGUACUCUAGUGCUGAUUGAACACAAGAGGGUCAAACUUCAGCUCUCUGUAAGCUGCUGUUAAGAGACCUCUGUGUGAAGAAGUACCAUGUGCUAUAUUCCCCAAAUUUUGUAUUUGGGCCAAAUAGGCCAAUAUAUUUCUCUUCUAUUGCAAAAGAAAACUUUUUAGGCCAAUAAAAUGUAUAUUGUGCUUUAUCUUUAAAGCCCAGAGACAAAAAAAUGGCCACUCCACUUGAAUAACUAGAAUUUGAAGAAUGCCAAGCAGGAUCGCAAAUCUAUUAUUAUACCAAUUUUGUUCUGUUUUUGAUGCGAUUCUACAUGAUCCCAUUUCAGCAUGCUACCUGGAUCAUUUGAGUAAUUUUGGAUUGUAGGGUUGAAUGAUCUUGCGAUAUGGAUCGGGAUUUUGA